Molecule: messenger RNA, 951 nt
Organism: Aspergillus niger
Lineage: Eukaryota; Fungi; Ascomycota; Eurotiomycetes; Eurotiales; Aspergillaceae
Exons: 4
Coding region: 1-951 (316 amino acids)
Cellular component (GO): cytoplasm; nucleus
Molecular function (GO): protein serine/threonine phosphatase activity
Source: RefSeq, a predicted model, not a curated record
AUGGCAAAUAAGGACAGCGUGGACCUGAAUGAACUUAUUGCAAAGUUAGUAGCAGUAAGAGGCUCGCGACCAGGCAAACUCGUUGAAAUCAAAGAGUCCGAAAUCGAAUACCUCUGCCGCACGGCGAGGGAGAUCUUCAUUUCCCAACCGAUACUGUUAGAUCUCGAGGCACCUAUUAAGAUAUGCGGCGACGUUCACGGACAGUACUACGACCUCCUCCGUCUAUUCGAAUACGGGGGCUUUCCACCCGAAUCGAACUACUUAUUUCUCGGCGACUACGUGGACCGCGGUAAACAGUCUGUGGAAUGUAUCUUCCUACUGCUAGCCUACAAGAUCAAGUACCCGGAGAACUUCUUCAUUCUGCGGGGGAAUCACGAAUGUGCAUCCAUCAAUCGCAUCUAUGGAUUCUACGACGAAUGUAAACGAAGGUAUAAUGUAAAGCUCUGGAAGACAUUCAUUGAUUGUUUCAACUGUCUGCCUAUUGCUGCUAUUAUAGAUGAUAAGAUCUUCUGUACGCAUGGAGGACUUAGCCCGGAUUUGACUUCGAUGGACCAGAUUCGGCGUAUUAUGCGGCCUACAGACAUCCCCGAUGUGGGUUUACUAUGUGACCUCCUCUGGGCCGACCCGGGCAGGAAUAUCGUAGGCUGGGGUGAGAACGAACGUGGUGUUUCGUUUACUUUCGGUCCCGAUGUGGUUCAACGGUUUACCCAGAAGCAUGAUCUAGAUCUAGUAUGCCGCGCACAUGAGUGUGUUCAGGAUGGAUAUGAGUUCUUCGCUAAGCGGCAAUUGGUGACAAUUUUCAGUGCACCUAAUUAUUGUGGCGAGUUUGAUAAUGCUGGGGCUAUGCUGAGCAUCGAUGAGGACCUUCUCUGCUCGUUUCAGAUUUUGAAGCCGGCCGAGAAACGAAAACCAAUUUUUGGAAGGCAAUCAGACAAAGAAAAAGCGCGUUAG